GCCUGGCAGGGCUGGGAGGCUCGGACGGCGUGUGGCCGCAGCCGGGGAGCCUGAGGCCGGGGCGUCGCACGCAGGCGCCUCCCGCCUGGGCCAUGAGCCGGCCGCGGCCUCGGCGGCGAGGCCUCCCGGAUGCCGGUUGGAGCUCUGCGGUGCAGAGCAGAGGCUGCGCCCGGGCCGCAGGCAAGGGUAGAAGGCCAACGGGUCCGCUCUCUGACGCGCGGUGGAUGCGGCGGCGGCGGCGAUGGACGCCCUAGAGGAAGAGAGCUUCGCGCUGUCCUUCUCUUCUGCCUCUGAUGCAGAAUUUGAUGCUGUGGUUGGAUAUUUAGAGGACAUUAUCAUGGAUGAUGAGUUCCAGUUAUUACAGAGGAAUUUCAUGGACAAGUACUACCAGGAGUUUGAAGACACGGAAGAGAAUAAGCUUACCUACACACCUAUUUUUAAUGAAUAUAUUUCUUUGGUAGAAAAGUAUAUAGAAGAACAGCUGUUGGAGCGGAUUCCUGGAUUUAACAUGGCGGCUUUCACUACAACUUUACAGCACCAUAAAGAUGAAGUGGCCGGUGACAUUUUUGACAUGCUACUCACAUUUACGGAUUUUCUGGCUUUUAAAGAAAUGUUUCUGGACUACCGAGCAGAAAAAGAAGGCCGGGGACUGGACUUGAGCAGUGGUUUAGUGGUGACGUCACUGUGCAAAUCAUCUUCUGUGCCAGCCUCCCAGAACAAUCUGCGGCCCUAGGUCUCACCUUCAGGCUCCGGGCUCUUCCUGGACGUCACCAGCUCAAUAGACUGGGAGAGGCUUUGGCUAAUGAUGUCAGAAGAAUACAUCUUGGGGAGACUGACUUUUCUGCAGUUCUUCAUUAAUGUUAAGUAUUGAUGGGUCAGAAGACAAUUACCUGACCUUUCUGGGACGAGACAUUCUUGGUUUUGGUAACCCUAGUACUCCUCCCCGAGUAGACCCCUCUCUCAGGCUUUGGAGUCUGGCUCCUGCAGCAAACCCGAGUCCAGCAUUCUACCUGGGAUGCCUGUCCCCAGCAUUCAUGUCAGGGUGUCCGUGUUGGGAAAAUUUACCAUCAUCAACUCUCUUGGCCCAGCAGGCCUUACAUGUCCCAGGAGGCUUUUCAUGCACCCACAGCUGAUCACAGUUUGAGUCCUACAGCCUCAGUGGGGGUUUUGACUGGGAGUAUUUAUCUAGGAGUUAACUGCAGCUAGCUGCCCAUCUCAAGAUUUCUGAAAAUCCUACCAUCACAGCUAGUAGGAAUCAACUUAGAGAUUUCCUUUACCUAAAAGCUACAUGUGAAAAUCAAUUCCUAGUCUUACAUGUGCAGUCUUUUUAUCACUGUCUUCUACAGGUCCAGAUGUAGUCCCAUUGUUUUCAUAACCCUCGUUUAUGCGUUUUUGAAAAAAUAUUUUUAUAGAUGAAUACUCAGGCUAACCUAGUGGAUACAAUCUUGGAACUUCCAUGAUUACCCACUUCAAGAUCAAAGUAUUAUAUGCUGUGUGUAUUAUUUAGCUGUUAGUGCUAUGGGAGCUAAAAUGCUUUCUACCUUGGUCCAUUUUACUGGGUGCCAGUGAAUGUAUGCUGGAAGUAGCCUAAAAUAUAUCCUUUUCUUAGAGCA
Cervus elaphus (red deer) is the source of this 1613-nucleotide messenger RNA. Its product is annotated as ADP-ribosylation factor-like protein 2-binding protein. The transcript has a single exon. The coding region runs from base 242 to 733 and encodes 163 amino acids. Gene Ontology annotation, cellular component: mitochondrial intermembrane space. Lineage: Eukaryota; Metazoa; Chordata; Mammalia; Artiodactyla; Cervidae. Gene Ontology annotation, biological process: maintenance of protein location in nucleus; positive regulation of tyrosine phosphorylation of STAT protein. The record is from RefSeq and is a predicted model, not a curated record.